GCGUCGGAGGCGGUGUUGUGGGGCAGCCGCAGCCCCAGAGAUGGCAGUGAGCGAGAGGAGGGGGCUCUGCGGCGGGAGCCCAGCGCAAUGCGGAUGGGGAUGCUUGUCGCUGCUGGUGCUGAUGCUGGGCGGCUGCUCAGGCCGCAUCCACCGGCUGGCUCUCACAGGGGAGAAGCGAGCUGACAUCCAACUGAACAGCUUCGGAUUCUACACCAACGGUUCCCUAGAAGUGGAGCUGAGCCUGCUUCGCCUGGGCCGCCAAGAGACAGAAGAGAAGCAGCCGAAGGUGGGGUUCAGCCUGAGUCGAGUCCGAUCGGGCAGUAUCCACUCCUACUCGAGCCGGAACUCCCAGGAAUGCCCUCUGGAGAGGAACAGCAGCAACUUCUUGGUCCUUUUCCUCAUUGAUAUCAAGGACCUGCAGGUCCAAGUCCGGAAGUAUGGGGAGCAGAGGAAGUUGUUCAUCUCCCCUGGCCUCCUCCCUGAUGCCCCUGCCCAGUCAGACCUCCCGAAGCCAGAGCCACCAACUGGGGCCCCUAAGGAGAACAGUGAGACCCCUGCAGUCAAAGAGGAUCAGGCAAAGCCUGGAGCACCCCAAGUUUCAGGAGAGAAAAUUACCCCGGGGGUACACAGGCUCUCGACAGAGGGCCAGCCACAGAAGCAGCUGCCCACGCGGGACCCCAGCGGGAAAGAAGAAGAAUUGGUGUUGGGGCUGGGCCACCUCAACAACUCAUACAACUUCAGUUUUCACGUGGUGAUCGGCUCCAGGGCUGAGGAAGGCCAGUACAGCCUCAACUUCCACAACUGUUACAACUCCGAUCCUGGCAAGGAGAAGCCAUUCGACCUCACCGUGAUGAUCCGAGAGAAGAAUCCAGAAGGCUUCCUGUCGGCGGCGGAAAUCCCCCUCUUCAAGCUCUACCUGACCAUGUCCGCCUGCUUUCUGGCCGCAGGCAUCUUCUGGGUGUCUGUGCUCUGCAAGAAUACAUACAGUGUCUUUAAGAUCCACUGGCUCAUGGCAGCCCUGGCGUUCACCAAGAGCGUUUCCCUGCUUUUCCACAGCAUCAACUACUACUUCAUCAACAGCCAAGGCCACCCCAUCGAAGGCCUCGCCGUCAUGCACUAUAUCACACACUUGUUGAAAGGCGCCCUUCUCUUCAUCACUAUCGCCCUAAUCGGCUCAGGCUGGGCCUUUGUGAAGUACAUGCUGUCGGACAAGGAGAAGAAGAUUUUUGGAAUUGUGAUCCCCCUGCAGGUCCUGUCUAACGUGGCAUACAUUGUCAUUGAGUCCCGUGAGGAGGGUGCUAGUGACUAUGGACUCUGGAAGGAGAUCUUGUUUCUGGUGGAUCUCAUCUGCUGUGGUGCCAUCCUCUUCCCAGUCGUGUGGUCCAUCCGGCAUCUGCAGGACGCGUCUGGCACGGAUGGGAAGGUGGCAGUGAACCUGGCCAAGCUGAAGCUGUUCCGACAUUACUACAUCAUGGUCAUCUGCUAUAUCUACUUCACUCGCAUCAUCGCCAUCCUGCUGCGGGUGGCAGUGCCCUUCCAGUGGCAGUGGCUGUACCAGCUCCUGGUGGAGAGUUCCACGCUGGCCUUCUUCGUGCUCACCGGCUACAAGUUCCAGCCAGCUGGGGACAACCCUUACCUGCAGCUGCCGCAGGAGGAUGAGGAAGACGUGCAGAUGGAGCAAGUGAUGACGGACUCUGGGUUCCGGGAAGGCCUGUCUAAAGUCAACAAGACAGCCAGUGGCCGGGAGCUGUUGUGACUUCCCCGUGGUCAGCCAGCCACCCGCAGCCCGUCUGCACCCUGCACACCCACGUGUACAGGAAGCACUAGGGGCCCCAUGCUGACGAGGCACCCGGGGCGUGGGUCCCCAAGGAGCCUUUCAGGAGAAGAUGCCCCUCCCCAGCGCCGCAGCCUUGUCGGGGACACUUAGGUCUCUUUCAGCACAAUAAGGACUGCUCUUUGUUUCCCAUUUCUUAAGUUCCUUGAUGUUGAGGGGUUUGAGUGCCUAAGGCAAGCUGCAUUUACGAUCUGGAAUCCUGGAUUCUCAGGCUGUGUGGUGGCACACAUCUGUCACCCUUUUGCUCUGGGGAUCCUCAUGAAACUUUGGACCAGUCAGUAAACAGAUAAAAAUAAAGAGAAAGCGGAAUUCACAGUGA
Messenger RNA from Mesocricetus auratus (golden hamster), 2153 nucleotides. It is a transcript of the gene Gpr108, whose product is annotated as G protein-coupled receptor 108. Gene Ontology annotation, cellular component: membrane; Golgi apparatus. The record is from RefSeq and is a predicted model, not a curated record. NCBI's taxonomy places the organism in Eukaryota, Metazoa, Chordata, Mammalia, Rodentia, Cricetidae. Bases 41 to 1756 code for a protein of 571 amino acids. Gene Ontology annotation, biological process: transport. The transcript is spliced from 17 exons.